Messenger RNA from Cynara cardunculus var. scolymus (artichoke), 1945 nucleotides. RefSeq names its product polyadenylate-binding protein 7-like. The record is from RefSeq and is a predicted model, not a curated record. Gene Ontology annotation, cellular component: cytosol. Lineage: Eukaryota; Viridiplantae; Streptophyta; Magnoliopsida; Asterales; Asteraceae. Bases 1 to 1911 code for a protein of 636 amino acids. The transcript is spliced from 10 exons. Gene Ontology annotation, molecular function: mRNA binding.
AUGGCGGCACCACUACCACCACCUACACCUACGACGGUCACACCGCCACCGGCGUCAUUGUACGUAGGGGAUUUGCAUCCGCAGAUCGACGAUCUGCAACUCAGCAACGCCUUCUCAGAGUACAAGAGUCUCUCUUCGGUACGCGUUUGUCGUGAUUCAUCCACCGCCCGUUCUCUCUGUUAUGGAUAUGUCAACUUUCUUUCUUCUCAAGAUGCCAUCCAUGCUAUCGAGUCUAAGAAUAACACCAUGUUGUAUGGGAAGAUGAUAAGGGUAACAUGGUCUCAUCGCGACCCUGAUGUGAGAAGAAGUGGAAUUGGAAACGUGUUUGUCAAGAAUUUGAACGAGUUGAUUGACAAUGUCCAACUUCAAGAACUGUUUAAAAGUUUUGGUAAUAUAUUGUCUUGUAAAGUGGUUACACUUGAGGACGGUAAGAGCAAAGGGUAUGGUUUCGUUCAGUUUGAUUCUGAGGAAUGUGCAAAUGCUGCAAUUGAGAAACUCAAUGGCACUAAUGUUGGAGGCAAGCAGAUAUACGUAGGGAAAUUCAUGAAGAAGAGCGAUCGAGUAUUACCGAGUCCUGAUGCUAAGUACACGAAUCUGUACAUCAAGAAUCUUGACUUGGAUAUGACAGAAGACAUUCUUGAGAAAAGUUUCGCUAAAUUUGGAAAAAUUGUUAGCUUGGUUAUAGCAAGAGAUGACAGUGGUGUUUCAAGGGGGUUCGGUUUUGUGAACUUUGAAAACCCGGAGGAUGCUAGGAAGGCAGCAGAAGAUAUGAACGGGCUGAACCUCGGUUCAAUGGCUUUAUACGUUGCCAGGGCUCAGAAAAAAGCUGAGAGAGAACAAAUCUUGCGACGUCAAUUUGAGGACAUAAGGAAAGAACAAAUAUUAAAAUAUCAGGGUUCAAAUGUGUAUGUGAAGAAUAUUGAUGAUGAUGUCACUGAGGAUGAGCUGCAAGAACACUUCAGUCAGUGUGGCACAAUCACAUCUGCUAAAUUGAUGUGUGAUGACAAAGGAGUGAGCAAGGGUUUUGGUUUUGUCUGCUUCUCUGCACCAGAUGAGGCAAUCAAGGCUGUGAAUACCUUCCAUGGAUAUAUGUUCCAUCGAAAGCCUUUGUAUGUAUCCAUUGCUCAAAGAAAAGAAGAGAGAAAAGCACAAUUACAGAUUCAGUAUGCACAGCGUAUGGUUGGACUUGUAGGUCCAUCUACUGUCAUCCCUGGUGAUUAUCCUCCUCUUUACUAUACAACCCCUUCUGGUAUCAUUUCGCAAGUGCCAGCACGACCAGGGGUGAUGUAUCAACCUAUGGGCAUCAGGCCAGGAUGGAGGGCUAAUGGUUUUGCACCUCCAACAAGGCCAGUUUUUCAGCCAUCACCUAUCCCUUUUAUUCCUAAUGGUCCAAGACCACACAGAAAAAAUAGAGGGAGGAUGAAUGGACAGAUGCAGCAGCCACCAUACAUGCCACACUUGCAACAGCCAUCUCAGACAUCCAAAGACUCAUUUAGCAACCCCCAGUGGGCAGGACAAGCGAAACAUGCACCAAAUGGCCGUGGCCGUGAUAUUAACAAAGGAAUUGGAUCAUCUUCUGGUGCUUCAAAUUCUGGUGGAUCAGUGGGCGAGGGAUCUGAGAUGUUGAGUAGUAUGCUUGCUGCUGCUUCUCAGGAGAUCCAAAAGCAGAUUCUAGGCGAAUGCCUCUACCCUCUUGUCAACCAACACAAGCCUGAUUUAGCUGCAAAGAUAACGGGAAUGCUAUUGGAGAUGGACAACUCAGAACUGCUAUUGCUAUUGGAGUCGCCGGAAUCUUUGGCGGCCAAGGUGGAGGAAGCUGUGCAGGUACUGAAGCUCUCAAAGACCAAAGUAUCCACCACCCAAGACUCUCUUCAUCCCAAUAUCUUAUCUGCUGGUGUGGCCGUCAACUAAUUCAUUUCCCAACUCUUUAAACUUAUUUAUGAGC